UUUUUUUUACAGCGUGGCUAGAAAAAUUCGAUAUCUUACUGAAGCGCAUCUUUUUCACUACACUGGCAUUCACUCUACUGAUAUACAUGUGAUCGUACAUCAGUGUAAUAUAAAGUGCAUCACAUAACCAUACAUAACGCGAUAUUCAGAAUAAGUGUGUUUAUCUUUUAACAAUUUUAAUUUAAAUAGAUAAAAAAAAAAAAAAAAAAAAAAAAAAGAAAGAAAGAAAGAAAAAAAGAAAAAAAAAACAACAAUACUCUAUUCGCGAGUAAUUUUUAUAAAUGUAAUAGUACGCUAUAUACGAUGUUUGUCAAAUGUAAAGGACAAGAAUAAUUUAUAAUAUUCGUAUAUAUUUAUGCGUCAUACAUACAAUAAAAAUUAUACUUAUAAUACAUAAAUUAAAAAAUAAAAAUUUCGUUCGAAUAUAUUUAUACUUUGGAUAACUUUUACGAAUUAUGGAAUAAUAUUGCCAUAAGAAAUUGUAUAAUUCCGUUUUAUGUAAAUAGAAUUAACACAAUUGAAUAUCAUUAAUAUCAAAAUUUAUCCCAGAAUUAAUGAAAAACAAUACGGAAUGGCUUCAGCAUCGAGUACAAGUGCACGCAGUUUAUUUGUUGAUUCAAAAAUGCGAUUAGCAGAUAGAGUUCAAGUUAAUGUCAAUAAUAUUGCGUCGCUUGCAAGACAGAUCCAAAGGGGUUCAAAAAGUAGUGAAAUUCUAAUGCAUGCUGCAAAAAGUUUUGCGCAACAAGAACAUGGAUUAGAGAUGGCAGAAACAAACUUGAAAAAACUUGCACUUAUUGUAACCCAUUUGGAAUAUCAAAUGGAGUCAAUAGAUAGAAGUUCUGUGUUACUGGAAGAAGUUACCGAACAAGUUCGAGCAAUGCAACGUUAAAAAUUUGUCACAUUGAUAAUUUUAAAUUUAAUAAUACUGUAAAAUUUCUUUAAUAAUUUAUUUUUUAACAUUUUAAUGUCAAAGUA
This is a messenger RNA of Vespa velutina, 975 nucleotides long. RefSeq names its product BLOC-1-related complex subunit 7 (gene BORCS7). The transcript is spliced from 2 exons. Gene Ontology annotation, cellular component: BORC complex. NCBI's taxonomy places the organism in Eukaryota, Metazoa, Arthropoda, Insecta, Hymenoptera, Vespidae. Bases 572 to 889 code for a protein of 105 amino acids. The record is from RefSeq and is a predicted model, not a curated record.